GGGCCUCUGGAGGGAGGCAAGGGGACCAGUGGUAUGGGUAUUUGUCGGGUGGGCUGGGUUUACACACAAACCCCCACGCAGACACACGUACUCCAAAAGGUGCUUCCAGUUCCAGACAAACUCUUCUUGCUUUCUAUACUCUGAACCUCCAUCAUAAACUCCCAACAGGCACAUUCUCAGACACGCCGUCCCACUUCUUCUCAGUGAUGCAUCUCCGUGGUCGUUUUGCUCCGUGAAGAUCGGCCCCGGCGCCGUAGGAGUGACCGUGGUUCCGCGCGUCUCGCUGGGGCUUAAUGGCCGUGCACGAAGCCCUAGAAAGCCAGGAUGCUGAGAAGGAGGAGGAGGAGGAGGAAGAGGAGGACACCGCCUGUGUCUUCUCUCCUCUGACAGAUGGCCCCGCGCCCAGAAACUCGCUCCGCGGGACGCAGCCAAAACGAUCCCGGGCUCGGACGCUGACGCUCCAUCGUGACACCAACCGGGGUCGGGGCGAUAUGUACGCUGUGUAUUAGAUGAAUCAAAUAUUGACCAGUCACUGCGCGCCUCCUCCAAUUUGCACCGUGGUGCGGCCGUCGGUCAGCUUCUACUUCUACUCCAUCUUUAAAAUCCGCAGUGAUACUUCUUUAAAAAUAAUCAGCUGACCUACUUUAAAUCUACUCUCAUCAGGGUUUUUUUUCAUGGCUCCGCGUAGAGGCUUCAGCUGUGGCUGCAGGCCGUUAGGUUUUCAGGGGGCGCGCGUCCGUCCCGUCCACUCUUAAAAUACCUCGGGAACGCAUGGAGGGCACAAGCCUCCACCCGGGCUGAUUAGAAUUUAAGUGGUUGGAGGUCCAAGUGGCCGUGACCUCUUUCUGCGUCACGCUGUCAUGAACGUGCGAUCUCACCAGCAGAUUUAGCGCGAACGGCCACUCGGACUCAACAAUGAACUCCUCCAGGCGUAUCCGUGGCGAUGACAUUUUGGAUAUGGAGGAAAACAGGUUGCUUUUUCUUAAAAAUAGAUGAAAUGUGGAAUUGUCACAAGAAGGAAUGAUCAGGCAAGUAUAUCCUGGUUCAUUGUGUUGGUUUCAUGGCCUGCCGGUCUGGUUGGAGUGAGACUGAGGAGCAUUCAGAUGUUCUAAGUUCCAACAGAAAGUGAGUUUGUCUAGUUCCGCUCUGUGAUUUGAACCGGAGCAGUUGUGGUUGUAAUGAACCGCUCAAGGAGGAUCUCAGGCUACUUCUCCUCGUGUCUCUCAGUCAAAUAUGAGUUACGCAUAUAUAAAGAUUCAGUGUGACUUACAGAUGCAGAAGACAUGAUGAUCCGAUUGUGUAAUAAACGUCCAUAAAUCCAAAUAUAAGUAAUGGAAAAAAGAUGCUCUUUAUACCUCCCGAACUUCACGGAGCUAUUGCAUAAUGGAAAAAUUGGUCUUGAUUAAAGUUUACAUAUUUGUCUCCCGUUAUUUACUCAGACACACAAACCAACACGUGACCGCCUGGAUUCCCUGAGCAGCUGUGAAGUAUUUGCAUUCGCAUUUGACUAUUUUUUUUUUUUUAGUCUCCCUUCAUCCAGCCGGAGGCAACAAACAUCAGCCCCCCCCCCCCUCCCCUUGGCUUUGACUUGAACGCUGCGUUCUGCCUCAUCACUGUUAAAGAGGAUGCACUUGAUGAGAUGGAAGAUAUGAAAAUUAAAAAACAAGGCUUUACUAUAAAGCCUCCUGUUGAGGGGAUGAAGUGCCUGAGCUGCUUUAGGAUCCAUAAAUGGGAAUUCUUGCACACGCACACACACUUUUUUAUUCAUUUUGCAAUUUUACAGCCGGGCAAAACAUUUUCAGUUCAGUUUCAGUUUUGCAAAGCGUGUCUACUCUUUUACCCUUUUAAAAGACACUUGCUUGCCUGCCACUGCCGUGCAUCCGCUUCAGGGGGGCGGGCUGAACGCUGCAUUGUGCAAGUAAAAUUAGCGAAGGUUCAUCCUCUACAUCUGCAUCUUUUAGAAAUAGCCUCAUUCCCAUUCAGCCACUGCUAAAUGUUAAUGUAUUGUAUCGCUAGAGGUACAAAGCGAAUUCACCCCGUUCUGUUCUGCAAGAAGAGGACGGCACCGCGUGACCUUAUCUUUUUGUUUCCGUCCCCUUCCUCGUACCACAUUCCGAACUAAGAAAAAUAUUCCUGUGGAGGAAAUGUGUUUGGUAGCAUGAUGUUCACACUGUGACAAGGACACCCAGCUGCAGAGGGGCGAGCCUUCUGCUGUGAGAGGGCUCAACACUGGCGACUCCGUCACCUCGACGAGUCGAGCGACGGGUUUACCAAGCCAAUGUUGGUCUCCAUGUCAUGCUCUGGUAAUGUGAAAACAAACCCAAACGCAUUGAAAGAAAUAAAAAGUAAACAGGAAAUUAUCUUAAAUGGCUGUUUAGGAUGUUCUUUCUCAAAAAGAGAACAAAAAAAGAGCAAAAAAAAUGUGAUUAGAUGAAAUAUCCUCUUUCUUUGCAUGCGUAGGUUAAUGCGCAUGCAUGUGGAUGGAUAUUUAUUAACUUUGAUGCAGAGUCUAACUUGUAAUUAGUCUCAAAUUUAACUGAAAAUUUCAGUAUUCAGUAAAGUUUUUUUGGCAGUUUGUAUUUAUUUGUUACUUUUUGUUUUGCCAUAUCAGGAAAACUAUUGUGACCACGUGCAGUUGUGGUUGACAAUGGAGGAUUUGUUUAAGUAAAAACCCACAUGUAUGACAUUCUACAAAAGUGCAAAAAGAAAAUUCACGUAAACAUGUAAAUCUUCUGAGUUGUUCCAUUGACGUAAACGGUUGGUGGAAGUAACCGGCCGUUUUCUCCACCUGUUCUGUUCCUUCACUUGACCAUCAGUGCUACACGCACUUUCCUCUAGUCCUCAUCGGUUUCUCAUUUUACAGUAGAGUGAAAUUUUAAAUCCAAUCUGAUGUCGGCAGUAGUCAAAGCUUUAGAGGUGACUUUUCGGGGUCAGGUAAUGGUCUGUAAUAUCAAAAUAAAAUAGUCCAUCGGCGGCCUUAAUCCAGAAAUGUCCCUCGCACGGAUCUUCCCAUGACAUUUGUUUUGAAUUUGGAGGCCUGGUGUUUGGAGCGUUUAGACUGCUGAAUAAAAAUGUGGAGGAGGGAGGACGCAUGGCAUUAAAGAACGGAGAGUGAUGUCAGAGAUGCUUGGACGUGUUGUGGACGUUUUCCAGAGCUGCUCUUAAAAACUAGAUUCCUGUGCCCAUUUUUGAAUUUCUUCUUUUAUUUAUCCUUAAACGUUUUCAAAUUUUCCAGUUUUUUUAUUCUUCUUCUCAGAAUGCAGCAGCAAUAGCACUCCACCUAUGCCGGAAAAAGUGGGACCCUGAAUGGGAGAAAGUGUGUUUUGAGAAUAUGAAGUAACUCCCUCCACCCUCUUCCCGUGAUCAAAUUAAAACACCAACCACUCACCCGGCCCCUCCACCUCUCACCGCUUUGCCAGCUGUGCAGCGACGGCUGCCAAAAGGAACACAAGCUUACGUCAACUUCCAAAUAAGGAGCUGCUACUUCACUUUGACCUGAGAGAGAGACACUACUGGGGUGUGGUGGUGGGGGGGUUGGGGGGUGUGAAGGAGGUGGAGAUAGAUGUGGAGAGAGUGUCCCCUCCUCCUCAUUGAUACGCAUGAUAUACCCAGCUACCUGUUUGUCAGCUCAGUGCACGUACGACAGAGACUCGAUCACCCCUCUCUCUCUCUCUCUCUCUACUCCGUCACUCUCAUUCAUCCUUUUUCUCCCCCUCUCUCUCUCUCUCUCUCUCUCUGGCUCCGGCUCUCCCCGUUUCCAGCCAUACACAACCGGAGGACAACACCACCUGCUACCAGAUCUUCACGCCGAGAAGAGUGAAGACUCAUGAAUUGAAUUGAGUUUACCGAGCGUCUGACUGGCCGAGCGCUUCGCGAUGGGACGCUUCAAGUUUGCCCGGCAGAGGACGUCCUCCACCACGCCGGACGUGUCACGGCUGCAUUCUUUGAUGCAGCCGUUGAACAUUUGACGGCAUCAUUCUGCCGUCAAGCCGUAAAGUUGAACCGAAAACAAGCGGAAAGUUAUGAGGCACUCUGAAGUGGACAUCAUUUCAUAGAAUUCACUCCAGUUCAUCUCCAGUUAAUGACUCGGCGUGCGCUCUGUAGCCGGACGCGGGCGGACGCAUCCCACGUGUCUGCCUGAGGCUGUCCUCCCAUUUUAUGGAGGCCUCGCAUAGUCGCCUCACGACUGGGGAGGAGGCCGGAGGUCAAGAGCGUCGUCAACCAGAGUCUCCUCACCGAGGGCCGCGGCCGAAGUCUCCCCCCCGGCCCCGGCGGCAACACCUGGCGGGCUCCCCGAAACCCCGUGGCACGCCGCAGCAGCCCAAACCGCCCCGGAGGCAGCAUCCUGAACGGAAGCGCCUCAGGCACCAGCGGCAGAGCGCCGAGUCGGACGCAGCGCUGGAACACAGUCAUGAGGGGCCGAAAGCGAGCGCAGUUUCCAGUCCGUCACCGGGCUCGGCGGGAGGCCCCCCCCGGUCCAAACCGGACAGCCAGGACGGCGACCCGAAACCGAAACGCGAGCGCAAGCCUCAGAGACCCGGCAAAUACGUCUGCACGUACUGCGGCCGCGCGUGUGCCAAGCCGAGUGUCCUACAGAAGCACAUCCGCUCACACACGGGGGAAAGACCUUAUCCCUGCGCCCCGUGUGGCUUCUCUUUCAAGACCAAAAGUAACCUGUACAAACACCGCAAGUCGCACACGCACAGGGUGAAGGCGGGUCUGGCGCCCGGGGAGCCGAGAACUUUGGAAGAGCAAGUCACCGAGUCGGAGGAUGAAAGCAGACAGCUGGUGUCGGCCUCUUCCCUCGCGGAAAGACAAAGCGGCGCGGCCUCAACCGAGAGCCGCGAGACCGACCGGGCCAAAGAUGGCGCCACGGGAAACGAAGACUCUCGGGCAGUGAAAAAGAGACUGGCCCUGCGUCUGAGUCGAGGGAAACCCGGCUCUGACGAGAAGACCUCGUCGCUCAUUUUAGGGAGCAAAGGCAGCACAGAAUCAGGCUAUUUCUCUCGCUCCGAGAGCACCGAGCGGUCACAGGACAGCCCGCCGAACACAAGUGCCAAAAGCUAUGCAGAAAUCAUCCUCGGCAAGUACGGGCGUCUCGGCCACCUGCAGCGGAUGUCCCGGCAACAUAACCAGCAGCCCUCUGGUCAGGAGGACAAAAACAUGGCAUUCACGGUCCCCAAGAAGCAGGUCAUUGAUCACAUCACCAAACUCAUCACCAUCAACGAGGCGGUGGUUGACACCAGUAAAAUUGACAGCGUGAAGCCGAGGAGAUUCUCCCUCUCCAGGAAGAAUAGUUCAGAGUCCCAGAAGAGUUCAUCCGUGAAAGACGCAUUAAUCCACAGCCCUAAAGCUGGAGACCCGAGUUAUAAAAGCAGUGGCUCCAUCACCAUGGGAGUUCCGUGUGAAAAAUUUCAGCAUCCGUCCUCAAGUGCGGAGCAGCCGGCUGGCCAAACGUCCAACGCCCCUUUGGUAAGAAGUCACUCCAUGCCGGCCGCAGCCAGUUCAUUCGACGCCUCCAGCGGUGGCCUCGGUAAGUUCCGCUUAACUCAGUCCUUCGACGAACACCAGCCGCCUGAAACGCAGGCGUCCCGUCGCUACCGGAUGCUCAGGCGCCAGCCAGCUAUUGAGAUCCCGCUUGGUGGGGAACUUUCGAGAGAAGAACGAGAGGGUUCUGGUUUACUUCACCCCGACAGGGUUACCGCCGUGCCUGACCACAGGCAAAGCCAACCGCUGCCAUAUGAGUGCGAGGCCUGUGGCACCGGAUGCAAUGAUUGGGAAGGUUAUAAGAGACACAAGAAAAGCCUGUGCUUAGCGCAUCGUCCCAAAAACGACGUGGUCGUUAGUCAAAUGGGGGGCUCGCCGCCAACAAACCAUGCGGUCAGAGCGGGAGCUUCAGCAAUGCGCAAGAGAAGGAAAGAAGAGAGUUUAGAAUUGGAUGAUCCCUCGUCUCCUUCGUUACCUUCUACUGCCCUGUUGCCAGGACAGUGUAGGGACGAGAGCAAUGUGGCUUAUGAGGGGCCCAGAAGACCUGCUCUUCAAACCUGUUCUGUAAUCCAACACACUCGUUCCUUUGAGAAACAGGAAUCGUUUUGCAUCGACGGACUAGAGGCACCAAAAAACUCUCCACUUCACGAAGAUUAUCAGAGACAACCCCAACAUUCGACAAAACCAGCGACUGGACAGCUGGCCGCCCAACAUGGUGUGCGGGUCCCCGAAAUACUGGUCACAGAGGAUCCCAACGUGAGCGCGUCGACCUCGAUAGAGCCAACACCCUCAGUGAAACCUCCAGAGAAAGCGGAGGAAUUUCAGUGGCCGCAGAGAAGCACCUCUCUGUCCCAGCUCCCCAUCGAAAAGCUCCCUCCGAAGAAGAAGCGCCUACGUCUAGCCGAGGCUGCCCAAUCCUCCGGGGAAUCCAGUUUCGACUCCGUGUCCCUGCCCCGCAGCCCUAGUCAGGACAGCAGUGCGUCUUAUGCGUCCAGCCGUUCCACAUCCUUCGAAGAGUCGAACAGACCCGACCUGGAGACGGCGGGUCCGACCCCGCUGAGGAGGUCCAGGGCUCCUCACAUGUUGACGGUGCCCGGGGCGCAUCAGCAGCGAGAGAUGAGGCGCUCCGCGUCGGAGCAGGCGCCUCACGACCCGCAGCGGAGUGUCCUCAUGGCCGAGGCCCGCAGUAAGUCCUUUGACUACAGCUGUCUGUCCCCCGAGCGCUCGGCAGUCGGCUGGAGGGAGAGGAGAAAGUGUCUCCUUGUAAGGCACACUGCCAUUAGAGAUCCAGAUGAGGAGGCGGAAGAGGAGAAGCAGCGCACCGCGCCGAGCCAAAGUCCCGAACGCGUGAGCUCCACCGCGUCUUCUAAAGUCGGCCCGGCUUCUGUGCAGUGCAGCAGGUCCCCCGCCUCGCCUUUGUCGGGUGACGCAGUCACGCGUAAGCCGGGGAGAUUGCAAGGCGAAGACAUCUUCUCUCAGUGGAAGCUCGGUCAAAACGUUCAGUUGACAGGCAGCGCGGAACGUAUCGCGUGUAUAGAUCCCGUAAAUGAGGCCUCACGCGUCGACGCAGAGCAGCCGCCUCUUCGGACACCGCGACACUAUCCUCCACACGGACCAUCAGGGGCAGCCAGGGCUCACUAUCUCCCCAUGUCUACAGGGCUGAAGCUCGAGAUUCCCUUACUGCGCGGUGAUUAUUCAGAGGUCCGGCUAAAUCCCUCGCACAUCCAGCCCGCGGCCUCCCCUCACAUCACUUCCAGCCUGGAGCUCCUGAGGCCCGUCCCGUCUCCAGCAGUAGCGGUGCGUCUCCAGACGGACACGCUCAACCUGGCGUGUGCCAUUUACACUUCGUUUUCUCGGUCCACCUCCCCAAGGCCCCAGGAGGCGGUCGAUGCUGUUUCACAAAACACGGGCCACCCAACAGCUGAAAGACAACACAGGAACACCAGUACAGACCCUCAAACGUGGUCGGACGAUGGCCUGAGGGUACCAGGCUCAGGGGGCAACAAGCGCAUGCUCUCCCCUUCAAACAGUAUGGAGCUCCCACCCGAGUCACAGCAGCAGCAGAAACGAGUAAAGGAGGAGGAGGAGGAGGAGGGGGAGGUGGGACGUGCCGACGGGGCAUCCGUGGACCCUCGCAAUCAGGUACUCAAAAGGGAAAAUCAGACACGUCUACCCAGUGUUUGUUCUUCCAUUGCACAUGUUGGCCCCUCGUACCCCGGUCUGCUGUCCAGCACCUGUAAUAGCUGGUGCUAUUUAAACUACAUUAAACCGAACCCUUGUACUCUGGAUGAACAGAAGCCCUCAGUGUACUCGUCGUGGUCCACCAGCGGCUAUGACCCCAACCCGCCUGGCCUCUCAAGCCGGACGGCUCUCUCCUUGCUGCAGUGCAAGCAGAGGCUCAGUCCCUCCAUCUACACCGUAUCCCCCAUGUCAGUCAGGACGUCUGAGUCCAUGGAGCAAGAGGACACCAAGAGGCCGUGCUCCACUGAGGUUUACAACAGCCACCCGUACCGCAGGGACCCCGAGGGAGCGACGAAGGGACAGCUGUCAGCGGACGGCAACGGCUCCCACAGAGAAGGAGAGAGGGAGGAUGAGAGGAAGAACGCGGAGGAGGAAGCACAGUCGGGCUCCAGAAACAAACCAGCUCCCGAAGUUUGGAGCUCGGAGCGAGGAUCAAAUGAGAAGCGUGCUCUCGUGCACUGCGGCGGCGGCGGCGGAGAGAGGUGCCAGUGUGUGGACUGCCCAUUCAACCUUAAGAGUACCGCCAGUGUGCUGCAAAAGUGCCCCCGUCGCAUCACAGAAUCCCCACCGCGUGACUGCGAACACUGCUACCUUUCUGUCGAGGCCGAAGGAGUCUGUGAAAAACGUCGCCCGGAUGAACAAAAAGGUCCUGAGGAUGAGCAUGCAAGGGAAAAAGAUGGCAGACCUGAUGAAGACAACAGGGUCGAGGUGGCUGAAAGCUCUCACACCGCCUCUCCUGACAGCGGGGAACCUCCCCCGGGAGGCCGGUCGAUGGAGCCCGAACCCGGCCGGUCCGUCACGCUUUCCCCCAAGAGCUCGGCCAGCGGCAGGAGGGCCUUGUUCGCGCGCAGGCGCCUGGACGCGUCCACGUCGGCGUCCUCCGAGGGCUCCCGCUCUCCGCGCCCUCGACCCCUGAUGCCACGCGGGGACCCGUCUCCACCCCGGAGCCCGUCACCCAGAGCGCGCCGGUCCCCCGCUCCCCUCUCCUCCCCGUCCUCGCCCAGUUGCCAUGUCUCCAGCUCCACUCUGAGACCAGUCGUCCCGGUGAGAGGUCUUUCUCCUGUAACGGUCCAGCCCCACGGGUCAGAGUCCCGUGGGCCUGCGGGCUCCUUCGCGGACCUCUUCGCUCCGUCUAAAGCUCGUCUUCACCCGGGAGGCCGAUCGGCUAACGCAAGACCGUCUCCGCCCGAGGAAGGUCAGACCCCGGCCCCUCCGCCCCCCACGCGGCCCCGGGGGGCCCACACCCUCCUGAGUCACCUGCCUCUGCACUCCCAGCCGCCGAGCAGGUCGCCGAGCCUCCUCAUUCCCAUCGGUGGGAUCCACAUGAUUCAGCCCAGGUCCACCCUCCCUCUGUACAGCCUGGUGAGCAGCCCCGCGGCGGUCUGCCUCGCCGGCCGAUCCCGGACGCUGAGUGACCCUCCGAAGGGGGGGCUCCCUCCGCCGCCACGGCCCGAGCCGUCGGAAACAGUCGACCGUCGGGGGCGCCUCGGGGCCCGGUGCCCGGCGAGUCCCGGGACGGAGACGGGGAUCCCGGAGGUCAUCGCAGAGGUGCGCGUUUACCGCGAGGAGUCCACCCAAGGCCCAAAAAAGGCUCCUUCCUCCCAGACACAACUCUGAUAGGAGGGAGAGUCCGAAGGGACGGACCCAAAGACCAGAGCCUGUUUUUUUUUAAAACGCAGCACUGGUUUGGAGGCCGAGGACGAAAGGCGAGGGCACCGCUUCUGAAUGAUCCUGUUAUGUAAUUAUAUGAAUAAUAUAUAAGCACUAUGUUAGAUAUGCAGUAUGUUUUGUAAAUCUUUUUUUACCCUCUUGUUUGAUGUCAUCGGUGUUAAUUUAUUUAUGUGCUAUUAUGCAAAUUCUGUACUAUAUGCAAAAACAGCUGGAAUGAAAAUAGAUAAAGUUUUAAUCAGUUUCCCUAUUAACCCAUUCAACAGCUCUAAUAUAAUAUUGCUGUGUUUAUGUACUGUAUUACAAAAAUGGAUAUAGAAAGGUACCACAAAUAUUUAUUUACCCCGACCAGUAUUUUAAAGUGCAAUUUCAUGUCAAGAUUGUGGGUUUGAAAUGUCAUUCUUAAACGCUGUGAUUAUUAUUAUUUGUCAGGUUUUUUUGUUUUGUUGUUGUUGUCUGUUGUUUUUGUUCAAAGAAGCAGGGUUACGAUCACCUCCUUUUCUAUUGUCUUCAGGAAAAGAGUUUUCAGAUGAAGACAUUCGGAGUGCACUGACAAAUAAUUUGAUACCCAGAGGAAACCUGUUUCACGUAUAUGGUAGCUACGGUACGGUUUUUUUCAUAAAACAGAUACAUGUAUUUUUGUGUUGUUGCUUUUAUAAAUGAUACAAUCACUCUCUGUCCUUUUCAUGUUUGCCAUUAAACUUCUCAUUUUUACAGAUUUAUAUUAAAACUGUUUUACACGCGUCCUCUU
Molecule: messenger RNA, 10147 nt
Organism: Gasterosteus aculeatus aculeatus (three-spined stickleback)
Lineage: Eukaryota; Metazoa; Chordata; Actinopteri; Perciformes; Gasterosteidae
Gene: hivep3a
Product: HIVEP zinc finger 3a
Biological process (GO): regulation of transcription by RNA polymerase II
Cellular component (GO): nucleus
Molecular function (GO): RNA polymerase II cis-regulatory region sequence-specific DNA binding; DNA-binding transcription factor activity, RNA polymerase II-specific
Source: RefSeq, a predicted model, not a curated record